Molecule: messenger RNA, 952 nt
Organism: Exophiala viscosa
Lineage: Eukaryota; Fungi; Ascomycota; Eurotiomycetes; Chaetothyriales; Herpotrichiellaceae
Product: camp-regulated phosphoprotein/endosulfine conserved region-domain-containing protein
Exons: 4
Coding region: 91-615 (174 amino acids)
Cellular component (GO): cytoplasm
Molecular function (GO): protein phosphatase inhibitor activity
Source: RefSeq, a predicted model, not a curated record
UUCUCCCAAACUCAAUUGUUCAGACUGCUAUUCGAGCAAAACAUCCACAGAAACUCUCCAGGAGAAAAAGUACAGAACAAGAUCACAACGAUGAAUCCUCACCAAAAGAACAAGAUUGACCUCAACAAACUCUCCCCCGAGGAGCAACGCCUCUUCAGACUCUACGGCAAGCUGCCAAACAAGUCCGAUCUCCUACAGAACAAAUUGAAGGAGCGCAAGUACUUCGACUCAGGCGAUUACGCACUCUCCAAAGCCGGCAAAGCCUCCGACACGGGCGUCACCACAAUCGGAACCGAGCACCCCAAAGCCGACGAGAUCCCACACAACAGUCCUCUCACGCACACCAUCUCCCGCAACGACUCUAUCGCCGGAAGCCCAGACGGCCAGCCCAUCCUCCCACCAGGCCCUGCGGGCAUGCACCGUGGCAGCAUAAACGGUAUUCCUGGUGGUGGACUCACAAGCCGUAGUCCCGUCAAAGAGAGUAGCUACCUGGCCAGAAGCGCGAGUAUCGACGAGGCGGGUAGCAAGCAGGAGAUGGGUGACAACGGUACAAUUCCUCUGGACGGCAGCAUCAGUCCACCAGCCAGAAAGGAAGGGAUCCCUAUUCGGAGAUGAGGUACUAUCAGUGGAGUUCCAGUAGGCGAUGAAAUUUGGCCCGGACGACGAACACCCUAAGGGAAAAAGGCUUAUGUACUACGAGAUUACGGCAGUGCGAUGUGCCAUCGAUGGGUAAGACGCUACGCGAACUGUGUGCUGGGAUUACACAACGUAAGAUGAACUGGACGGCUUGCUCGCUACAGCAGGACGCGUCCAAGGCAUGUGCGAACAUGGAAAGUCAUAAAGACAGUCCUUACGGACGAGUUAUACUAGUUUAUGCUACGUUAUGACCAAACUUUGGGGAUUGUUGCGAAGGGAAGGGCGUUUGUAUCAAUGAUACUUUCAAUGAUGAUUA